Lolium perenne is the source of this 549-nucleotide messenger RNA. Lineage: Eukaryota; Viridiplantae; Streptophyta; Magnoliopsida; Poales; Poaceae. The record is from RefSeq and is a predicted model, not a curated record.
AUGGCCGCUAGUGCCUCCGCCGCCGAGGACACUCCCGGGGGUGGUGUCGUUGUUGGUGUAGAGCCUACCCCCUGCUCGUUGAGGAGCGCUUGUCGCCUUUCCCGCCUCUUCGCGGAAUCUCGAGCUCCAGAGAGGAAGAGGUGUGAGGAAGUGCACAUCUUUGGAGUAGAGCUGCUGGCUAAGGUAGAUCACCACCUGGUGCAUGUCCUCCGCAAGCGUGUUCUGCUUGCCGCGACCGAACCACCACCGUCGCUGCCGCCUCCUCCACCACCACCGCCACUAUCACCUCCUCCAGCACCGGCGCCGCCUCCACCACCACCGCCGCUGCCGCCUCCAGAAAUGCAGGGGCCUAUUCAGCCACGCCCCCGGCACGUCAGCCACCAGGCAAUCCUCGUUUCACCUCGCAGCUUGUUUUGGGUCGCCGGUGUGGGGGAGCGGGUCGCCGAUGCAGCCGUCACCGCCAGGGGAGGGGAGCUCGGGGGUGGGCUUCCAGCCGUCGCCGGUGCGGGGGAGCUGGUCGCCGGUGCAGCCGUCACCGCCAGGGGAUAG